This is a messenger RNA of Portunus trituberculatus (swimming crab), 5138 nucleotides long. Its product is annotated as histamine H1 receptor-like. Gene Ontology annotation, cellular component: plasma membrane. Gene Ontology annotation, molecular function: G protein-coupled acetylcholine receptor activity. Gene Ontology annotation, biological process: adenylate cyclase-activating adrenergic receptor signaling pathway. Lineage: Eukaryota; Metazoa; Arthropoda; Malacostraca; Decapoda; Portunidae. The record is from RefSeq and is a predicted model, not a curated record.
UUUGCGUCGCGCACCCUUUACCAGACUCGCUAAGUGCGUACGUAAUAGAAGGUUUGUUUAGAUGCAUUACCAGAGAUAUCCGUGCCUGGCUACCAUUUACUGCAGGUAACGUCUCUCUAUUAUUCCUUCCACACUCCCUCGACUUCACUCUAUAUCUGUUGCUUCACAUGCCCAUCCCACAUGCUCCCCUCCACACCACCCCACUCUUAUCUUUCUUUCUCCCUCCACAAUCUACCACUUCCAUUUUUACUCUGACACACACACCCUCCUUCCAAUCCAUAUCUGCUCCUUCCCUCUCCUCCCAAACUAUCUCCAGCACACCUGUCUCUCUUCAUACUUCUCACCACACCUGCUCCUUCAGACUUGCUGGGCCACAGAUUUCCCUCUGGAUCUUCCCCUUGCUUCUUCCUCGCCUCCCCUAGCCACCCGCUGCAGCCAGUCAUCGAGGAGGCCAUUGGGUCACUAGUCAACGGCUGAUGCGCGAGCAGGGUGGUGGUGGUGGUGGUGGUGGAGGUGGUGGUGGUGAUAGAGGUAAUAGUGGUGGAGGUGGUGGAGGCCGACCCUUGCUAGCCUGGCUGGCGUGGAGGUCGAGCGAGAAAGCAAGAGCCUCAGUGGUCUGGAAGUCGCGAGAGGAAGCACACGCCCGCUCCGGCUCCGCGCCUUCCCACGCGCCGGUCCAGCACACCUGUGGCCGCGCUACCUGUGGCUUUUUUCCCCUAAUUUAGAAUACGGAACAUUUUGAGAACCAGAGAACGAGAAAAAUAUUACUAAAAGGGAAACAAAAACUGACGUCACUCAUCUCACUUAAACCAAAAGAAAUUAUAGUAAUAAAAAAAGAAAGAAAGAGAACAUUAGAGAACUAUAUAACCCAAGUCACGUGCCCGCUAACUCUCCAUUGAAUCACAAGAACAAAAACCACUGUGGCCAUUGCAAGAGGAAUCGUUUGUGGUCCUUAGAAACACAGCACAGUAGAAGAUAUCGGAGAGGAACGUUUGUGGUUCUUAGAGACACAGCACAGUCAGAGGUGUAAGAGAGAAACGUUUGUGGCCCUUGGAAACUUUAGAAACACAGCAGUCAGAGGUGUAAAAGAUAAACGUUUGUGGCCUUUGGAAACUUUAGAAACACAACAGUCAAAAGGGUAAAAGAGAAACGUUUGUGGCCCUUGGAAACAUUAGUCAGAGGUGUCAGAGAAGAACGUUUGUGGUCCCCAGAGAGGUGUGGAGGGGAAAAUUUGAGUGUCGGUAGGGCAGUCAACAGCCUCAGCUACCACAGGUGAAUGAACGGCAGUAAAGGCAAUGUGAACGGUCAACGCCUCGUGCAGGAAGAGUCGAGAGGGACGAAAAAUGACCAAUAAACAUUGAUCACUCUGCAGCUGAGACGAGAAGCCGCUGUUUUCACAACGGGUGGUGUUGCAAGACUCCCGCAAACUGGACUGGGUCGAAGGAUUUCCAGGUCGUUAAUUACCUGCUGCCUGGCGGCCGCAAGACUUAGCAGGUCAGAUUAAUUGCAAGCGUCGGCGGCAGCUUCAGGCAAAGACGAUGAAGAUGAAAUCGCUUUUCGGGCCACAGCUCACAAGAAAUACCUAACGAGAAGUCUAUAUGAUUUAAGAGCAAGGGAAAGGAAGCGCCGCCUUCUGUGAUCUUGAAUUCUCUUAUACAAGGCCACGAAUAAGGAUCUUGAGUUGCUAUCCACUCACCUUCCCCUGCCUCGCCUCCACCCACGGGCCGCGCUCUGGAGGGGGAGUUGCAAUCGACGACUGGCCUUCCUUCCCUCUCUGUCUGCCUGGCGUUCACAGUGUGCGGACCACCACUCGCCGCCACGGAAGCUAAGCUCGGAAGAAAUGGAAUCGUUCCUCUUCGUCAGCCUUUUUCUGCCGUAACGUCAUUUGGCAUCACUUCGAAAGAGCCACGACCCCUCCUCUGCUCUACGGUGCCUCGAAGUGACCUGCCCCACGUCAGAGGAGCUUGUUCUUUUCUUCUCUUCUUUCGACGACGACGAAAGUGACAACCGAUCCCAGAGUUGGUGUUGCGAGUUGCUGUAGCGAUCAGUGCCGUGAUGGUUCACUCGUCAUGAGACCGGAAGUGUUAUUGUUUCCCUUGGGGUGUUGCACAGAAUAACCUUUUGUCCUCUCGCCCCCUGCCGGUAGCCAUGCAAGAAUCUACCUGCGUCCCUUCAUAGUGCGUCAUUUGCAUUAUAAAGAAUCAGAAAUUUUUGAGGCUAGCCUAGACAGCAACAAGCCAUAAUUCUACCAAAAUGGGGAAACUUUAGUUAUUUGGUGGUUCUCGCCGUGGAGUAGCGUGGCUGUAGUCCGUGUUUCUGUCAGAAAGACCCGCGUGGUGGCACUUUUAUCUCUACGCCUUCGUGUCUCCUGCCAACACUGGGCGACGCACCGGCGAGGUUCAAAGGCCACACCGAUUAAUCAUGGAAGAAUGGAAGGAGAAAGGAGUGGGCAGAUCGAAAGAAGUUGUGGACUCUGCCAGGAAGAUAUGGGCGAGGCGGUGAAGAGUGGACCCGAGGCGUCGUGAGGGUUGGAAGGGGUCGCCAUGGGCCCGCCCUCCUCUAUCGUGGCGGAGAUUGACACGACGCCCUUCAAAUCAGUGGACGACUCUUCCAAUGGCACCAAGGGCUUCAAGUACUCCUACGCCGUGUACCCGAAGUAUCUUCCGCCCCUGGACACUGCCCAUGCGUCCACGCCCAGGGGCCACGCCAGGGAAGUGGAGUAUGGUAUCGAGGAGGGCGGCAGUGGUGGCUUGAUCGAGUUCCGCGUGGCCACGACUGUCUCCUGGGACGCUGCUGUAUCCCGCUGGAGUGACGCGCCGCCCUGGAGCACCGCCUCGUCCUGGAACCUGAGUCUUGGAGAGCCGAACCACAACGUGACGCUGUACGAAGAAGGCGAGGGAGGCUCAGGGUGGUGGGCUGACGGAGCGGGGCGUGGGGCGGACGAGUGGAGUCCAGGACUGCUGGCCAUCACGGGACUCGCCCUCUACACGCUGGCUCUUUGUACCGCCGUCGGAAACGCUUUGGUGAUCCACGCCAUUAGAACGGAGAAGAGACUGCAGACGGUCUCCAAUUUGUUCAUCAUGAGUCUGGCCGCCGCAGAUCUCACCGUGGGAGUCAUCGUGAUGCCCAUCAGCGCCGCUUACGCCAUGAUGGGUGAGUGGCGCCUGGGCCUGGCGGUGUGUCAGUUCUGGCUGGCCGCAGACUACACUGCCUCCACCGCCUCUAUCUUCAACUUGGUGAUCCUGUCCCUGGACCGCUACUGGUCCAUCACGGCGCCGCUGCGAUACUUGCGACGACGGACUCGGCGGCGAGCCUGGGUCAUGAUUGGCGCUUCGUGGACCGCGGCGACGGCCUGGCUGGUGCCGGUGUUGGCGUGGCACCACCUGGCUCUCGGCGGCGUGAGGCACCACCCACCACACGUGUGCGAGACUGAGUUUUCCAACAGUGCCGCCUUCAAAGCCGUAACUGCGGCGCUCAACUUCUACCUGCCCACGGCGCUCAUGCUGUACCUCUACUGCCGCAUCUUCCGCGAGGUGCAGACCCGCCAGGCGCUGGGCCGUCCCUUCACCACCCACGACAUUCCCACGGACUCCUGCAGCGAGGCAGAGCGAGGGGGAUCACGUCCCCCACCCUCGGCACGUAACGCCCAGUUCUCUUCCUCUCAUCUUCCCGCCAUCACAACCUCUCCCCCUAACACUACAAUAACCACUCCAACCACCACUACCACCACCACCACCACUUCCGGCGAGCGCAGUCAGUUCUGCAGCCUGACGGUGGUUUCCCCGGGGCGCCAUGACUGUUCCUACUUCUCUGGCGUGGUGGUGAGCGUGGAGUACUUGCCCGAGGACUCUGGCCACACUUCCCCCACACAACAAUACUUCUACAGCCAACACUUCCCCCAGCAGCAGCAGCAACAAGGGUCUCAGCAGUCCUCGCUGGGAUCCCAGCAGUCAUCGCAGCAACAGUCUCUGCGUCGUCAAAUGAACAAUAACCGCCUGGGGCCGCACCAGAAUCACAUCCAUUGUUACCAAAGCAGCACGAGGCCCCAUCCCACUUGGGAUCCCUCUGCUUCCUCGCUGCAGCGCCCGCGGGAGCAGAAGUGGAACAGCAGCUGGCGCCUUGGUAGCCUCGACAACAGCGGCCAGCAUUCCAGCGCCCACGCCUCCAGCACCUCCUCCAACGGUACCAGGAAGAAGCGUGCCGCCGGUGGUGGCAGCGGUGGGGCGGGGAGGCGCGUGGAGAGCAGCGUCAACCUGGUGAAGGAACGGAAGGCGGCGCGGCAGCUGGGGGUGAUUGUUGGGGCGUUCAUGGCGUGCUGGGUGCCCUACUUCACCCUCUUCCUCAUCAUGGCGAUGUGCGAGACCUGCGUGCCUGCACAUGUGCACACCGCUACCAUCUGGCUCGGCUACCUCAACUCGGCGCUCAACCCGGUGCUCUACCCUCUCUGUAACCACAACUUCCGCCGCGCCUUUGCCAGGAUGCUACGCCUGCCGCCCCGCAAGCCCCCAACGCAGCCCAACGCCCAUAGACUCCCCACCAUCGCUGCCCGUCACUGACCCUACGGCAGCCCACACUGACACACACACACACACACACACACACACACACACACACACACACACACACACACACACACCUUUAUAUAAGCUUAUACGUAUUUUCAUGUGUACUUCACAACCCUCACUGCCGUUCUUCAUUUGCCUCUUAAUUAAGUGUACAGUGUGUCUAGGGGCAUCUCUGUGUGUGUGUGUGUGUGUGUGUGUGUGUGUGUGUGUGUGUGUGUGUGAUACUUCAUAGAAUCACUUCUACAGUAUGAUUGCCAAGUUCCUUGACCGAAACUUGGUGUAAUCUCAUGCCACGAUGACGAGGUUGAGUGUCCGUGCCUGAACGGGAAGCUGCCUUGUGGAUCAUCCUGAGGCUUGAGGACCGUCCACAUCCGAGAGGGUGUGGUGGGUCGGGCAAAGACUGAGUGAAGAAAAAUAAUAAUAAGUGUGUACACGUGUGCGCGCGUGUGCAUACGCCCGCGAGCACGCCCGCCAAAGCCCCCUCUCCUCCCAUGUAACCUUUUAACCACCCUCUCACUGCAGUCACCACCUCUGUCUCCUUCCCAUUCAACUCGUGCGACAUAGUGCCUGAAU